Arabidopsis thaliana (thale cress) is the source of this 354-nucleotide messenger RNA. RefSeq lists its product as uncharacterized. Lineage: Eukaryota; Viridiplantae; Streptophyta; Magnoliopsida; Brassicales; Brassicaceae. The coding region runs from base 1 to 354 and encodes 117 amino acids. The transcript has a single exon. The record is from RefSeq and is marked reviewed.
AUGACGAACAACAAUCCUGCUCCUCUACUUGGUUUCAGAAUUGCUCACCUUCUCGAGCAAGAACCAGACACGAAAGACUUGACGAUCAACGUCAAGACAGAGAUACUCAAACAUGAGUUUGGUCCCAUAAAGAGUUCAUUCUCGUUCUCACCACACAAAUUCUUCGAGGAAGACGUCAAGAAACAAGAACUUUAUUUUUUCCUGAUAGCAGUUGGAAUCGAAGAGGAUGACGCAAAACUUAUGAUGACCGACAUGAUUUUUUACGUCUUGGGAAAUAUUGAUGAGUUACGAGGAGUUUUGACAUUGUUGUUGAAAGUGCAGUUCCCUUCAUUCGAGCCGAUAGAAGAACACUAG